AUGGCUACCGUAACCGAUCCGCAAACCGUCGCACCGGACGUCGAGAUGACCGACUCUCUGGCCACCACCAGCGACUCCAAUAACCUCUCGACUGCCAAUGGCAAACGCAAGGCCGACACCGAUGUCAGCGAGCUCGAUAACAGAACCAUCAAGAAGAACACCCCCUCUGUCAACAACGACGAGCAGCCAGCCAACCCCUCCGAGGCUGCCAUCGAUACCAACAUGAUCCCGGCCGAGCAAGCUGGGCAGACUCCGGCUUCGACCGAAACCCCUGCCACCGAAGAGGUCAAGCCUGGUCCCUCCAAGCGCGAGCUCAAGAAGUUGCGCAAACAAGCCGCCUAUGAAGCCUACGCCGAGCAGCGCAAGCAGAAGCGCAAAGAUAAGCGCCACGAGAAGCAAGCCCAGCGUCGAGAAGAGAAGGAGGAGUUGAUGGCUAAAGCUGUCGAGAAGGGACUCGACCCAAUGGCCCUCAUUCCCACCAAGAAGCCUCUCGAACCCAACUUCCUCCCCAUCUCCGUUGUCAUCGACUGCGACUUCGAGCAAUACAUGCGCGAAGGAGAACUGAUUUCCCUGUCAAGCCAGCUCACCAGAUCGUACGCAAUGAACCGCAAGGAGAAAAACCAAGCCCAUCUGUCACUCAGCGGGUUUGGGGGCAAGCUCAAGGAAAGAUUUGAGACAAAGCUCAAGAACACCCACCUCAACUGGAAGAAUGUGAUCAUUACCGAAAACAACUUUGUCGACUGCGCCCAGCAAGCUAUCGACAAGUUUAUUCAGCCUUAUACCGCGUACAACCUUCCCGAUCACGUCGCUUCGAAGGAGACGGGCAACGUCCCUCACAUGAGUCUCGAUGAGAAGUUUGAUAACAAGUCGACCGAGGAUGUCGAGGAGGACAGUGUCCACAAGAACAUUGUCUACCUCACUUCCGACUCGCCGUAUACCCUCGACAGACUGGAACCAGGGACCGCGUACAUCAUUGGAGGGUUGGUCGAUCGCAACAGGGAGAAGGGUCUUUGCUACAAGAGAGCGCAAGAACACAAGGUUCGCCAUGCGAAGUUGCCGAUCGGGGAUUUCAUGGCCAUGCAGAGCCGGUUUGUCUUGACGACGAACCAGGUGGUGGAGAUUAUGGGGAAGUGGCUGCAGUGUGGUGACUGGGGGCAGGCCUUUUUGGAGGUGAUCCCGAAGCGGAAGGGUGGUGUGCUGAAGGAGGGUGAUGGAAGUCAAGCUGGGGGUGAUGACGAGGGGAAUGUCAAGGAGGAGGAUACCAAGGAGGAUCAGAAGGAGGAUGAGCCGGACAAGUCGACCGACACUGAGAUCAAGCCGGAGAUGGAUUAG
Molecule: messenger RNA, 1332 nt
Organism: Podospora pseudopauciseta
Lineage: Eukaryota; Fungi; Ascomycota; Sordariomycetes; Sordariales; Podosporaceae
Gene: TRM10
Product: tRNA (guanine(9)-N(1))-methyltransferase
Exons: 1
Coding region: 1-1332 (443 amino acids)
Biological process (GO): tRNA N1-guanine methylation
Cellular component (GO): nucleus
Molecular function (GO): tRNA binding
Source: RefSeq, a predicted model, not a curated record